CAGCUCUCAGUUCCUCUAGAAUCGAAGGCAGCUCCUCACUUCUUCCCCGUUCUGUCAAACCCUAGACAGUGAGCCAGAGAUGGCGAUCAAGCAUCUUCUAGCCCUAUCUCGUCGCUCCCACAGGGUGGCCACGUCCGCCUUCGCCAACACCGUCCGAUCGGCUUCGACUUCUCCGGCUAUUGCCACGCCAUCACCCCCACCCCCCUCCCCUCCUCCCCCAAGCGCCAUGGUCUACGACCGUCUCGCAGAAGCUGUUAAAUCCAAGAUCAAGGAGCUCGAGAAUCCGGACCCACGCUUCCUCAAGUACGGGUCGCCCCACCCGGUCGUUGCCGACCAUACCCGGAUCCUCUCCGCCCCGGAGACCCGCGUGACCACCCUCCCCAACGGCCUCCGUGUCGCCACUGAGUCCAACCUCGCAGCCCGCACCGCCACCGUCGGUGUCUGGAUCAACGCCGGGUCGAGGUUCGAGACCGACGAGACCAACGGUACCGCACAUUUCCUGGAGCACAUGAUAUUCAAGGGCACGGAGAAGAGGACGGCCAGGGCAUUGGAGGAGGAGAUCGAGAACACGGGGGGACAUCUUAACGCGUACACGUCGAGGGAGCAGACCACCUACUACGCCAGGGUCAUGGAGAAAGACGUGCCCAAGGCGCUCGACAUCCUGGCCGAUAUAUUGCAGAACUCCAAGUUCGACGAGAACCGCAUUAGCCGCGAGCGCGACGUGAUUCUCCGGGAAAUGGAGGAGGUUGAGGGGCAAACUGAGGAAGUCAUUUUUGACCAUUUGCAUGCAACGGCUUUUCAGUACACUCCUUUGGGUCGAACUAUUCUUGGACCUGCUCAGAAUAUUAGGACAAUUACAAAAGAUCAUCUCCAGAACUAUAUACAAACGCACUACACGGCACCCAGAAUGGUCAUUGCUGCUUCUGGAGCUGUGAAGCAUGAGGACAUUGUUGAGCAAGUAAAAAAAUUGUUCACAAAGUUAUCGUCAGACCCAACCACAGCUACUCAGUUAGUUGCAAAAGAGCCAGCAGCUUUUACUGGUUCUGAGGUUAGAAUAAUUGAUGAUGAUGUCCCCGUGGCACAAUUUGUGGUUGCUUUUAAUGGAGCAUCUUGGACAGAUCCCGAUUCUGUUGCUCUGAUGGUAAUGCAGGCUAUGCUGGGUUCAUGGAAUAAAAGUGCUAGUGGUGGAAAGCACAUGGGUUCUGACUUGGCACAGAGGAUUGCCAUAAAUGAAAUCGCAGAAAGCAUGAUGUCUUUUAACACCAACUAUAAAGACACUGGGCUAUUUGGUGUUUAUGCUGUUGCUAAGCCGGAUUGUUUAGAUGAUUUAGCAUAUGCAAUAAUGUAUGAGACCACCAAGUUGUGUUGUCGAGUUCUGGAACAAGAUGUUAUUCGUGCGCGUAAUCAGUUGAAAUCUUCUCUGCUGCUUCACAUCGAUGGAACGAGUUCUGUAGCUGAAGAUAUUGGGCGCCAGCUACUUACAUAUGGCCGAAGAAUCCCAUUUGCCGAGUUGUUUGCCAGAAUUGAUGCUGUUGAUGCAAGCACAGUAAAACGUGUUGCAAACCGAUUUAUUUGGGACCAGGAUAUUGCAAUUGCCGCGAUGGGGCCCAUCCAGGGUUUACCUGACUACAACUGGUUCAGACGCAGGACCUACUGGAACCGCUACUAGUUCGCAUCUGACUUAUUCCUUUUUGUUGAUCCUUACCUUUUUGUUAGGUGUUCUGGUCUCAGAUGAUUUCUUGCAUUUUACACAACCAAUGCGCCCUGAGAGAUGUCAGGGCCUGGCAUCUUAAUCUAUAUGUUUUACUGUUUUAGGUCUUGUUUUUGUUUUUGUAACAUUCAUAUGUAGAAGUAAGCAUGCUGCCAUCAUAGUUGUGAUUGUGAAAUUUUCGGUCAGCUCUCCCAUCCUGCCAUUAUUCCUCAUCGUUGGAACCUAUCACAGUAAUCGUUUUGUUCUCAACGAUUUACCUUC
Juglans microcarpa x Juglans regia is the source of this 1972-nucleotide messenger RNA. RefSeq names its product probable mitochondrial-processing peptidase subunit beta, mitochondrial. Bases 80 to 1669 code for a protein of 529 amino acids. Gene Ontology annotation, molecular function: metalloendopeptidase activity; metal ion binding. Gene Ontology annotation, cellular component: mitochondrion. The record is from RefSeq and is a predicted model, not a curated record. NCBI's taxonomy places the organism in Eukaryota, Viridiplantae, Streptophyta, Magnoliopsida, Fagales, Juglandaceae. The transcript has 9 exons. Gene Ontology annotation, biological process: proteolysis.